This is a messenger RNA of Phyllotreta striolata, 2946 nucleotides long. NCBI's taxonomy places the organism in Eukaryota, Metazoa, Arthropoda, Insecta, Coleoptera, Chrysomelidae. The record is from the annotation of a GenBank genome assembly.
GCCGGAGACCGUCUCCUCAGCCGGUUGCGCUUCCGAAGACGAGCGAAAUAACCGAACGUGUAUCGUCAUCUCUGGAUCAAGUGCCAAGUAGGUGACCUCGAUGGGAUUUCGGCUCGUUUUUUUCUUGGAUGAAGGCCAGAAGGAAGGCAUCUGAGAUUCACGUCAUGUGGACAUGACGCUCCGACAUGACGAUGAAAAACCUAGUGGGGAUCAUGUGGAUGAUUCACGUUUUAGUUCUAGGGUGUUCCGGUAAUCCAGACGCGAAACGCCUCUACGAUGAUCUGCUAUCGAACUACAACAAAUUGGUGCGACCCGUUAUCAACGUCACCGAUGCUCUCACGGUCAAAAUUAAGCUCAAACUAUCUCAACUUAUCGAUGUUAACCUCAAGAACCAAAUCAUGACAACGAAUUUAUGGGUUGAACAGGCUUGGUACGAUUACAAGCUCAAAUGGGACCCAAAAGACUACGGUGGCGUCGAAAUGCUUCACGUUCCUUCUGAUCACAUCUGGCGACCUGACAUUGUCCUAUACAACAAUGCCGAUGGAAAUUUCGAGGUGACGCUCGCCACGAAGGCGACGCUGAAUUACACGGGUCGCGUCGAUUGGAAACCGCCGGCCAUCUACAAGUCUUCCUGCGAAAUCGACGUCGAGUAUUUCCCCUUCGACGAGCAGACGUGCGUCAUGAAAUUCGGAUCUUGGACUUACGACGGCUUUCAAGUAGAUUUGCGUCAUUUGGACGAGAUGAAAGGAUCUAACAUAGUGGAUAUAGGUAUCGACUUGACUGAAUUCUACACAUCUGUCGAAUGGGAUAUCUUAGAAGUUCCUGCUGUAAGGAACGAAAAGUUUUAUACGUGCUGUGAUGAACCGUACCUUGAUAUAACUUUCAACAUAACGAUGAGAAGGAAAACGCUCUUCUACACCGUCAACCUGAUUAUACCGUGCAUGGGAAUCUCCUUCCUCACCGUGCUCGUGUUCUAUCUUCCCUCCGAUAGCGGCGAAAAAGUAAGUUUAUCGAUCUCAAUUCUACUGUCACUCACUGUGUUCUUCCUCCUUCUCGCCGAGAUCAUCCCUCCUACGUCGCUUGUGGUGCCUUUGCUUGGCAAAUUCGUGCUGUUUACCAUGAUUUUAGAUACGUUCAGUAUAUGCGUCACGGUUGUUGUGCUGAACGUGCACUUUAGAUCGCCGCAAACGCACGUUAUGGCCCCAUGGGUGCGAAGAGUCUUCAUCCACAUUUUACCGAGGCUAUUAGUAAUGCGCAGGCCUCAUUAUCAGUUGGACAGCAGGAGCCAUCGCGUCAUGGUCAGGACCUGUAACGGUCUCGAAUUGAGGGAUUCCGGACUCUAUCCGGACGCAUCGGAGCUGGUGGACGAUCCUUCCGGUUAUUUCCCGAACGCCAGUUCCAUAGACGAACUGACGCCGAGAGAACUGGAAGCCGGAGCGCUGAGAUCGUGCAGCAUCCACGGGACGACGCCGCCGCCCAGCAUGGCAUUCCAUUUGGGCGAGCACCUAUUAGACGAUAAAGGAAUAGGGCACAUAGAAGAUCACCUCAACGACGUCUUGUUGAACGACUGCCACCCGUGGCAUCAUUGUCCCGAGGUCCACAAAGCCAUCAACGGGGUUAGAUUCAUCGCUGACCACACGAGGAGAGAAGAGGACUCCACCAAGGUGAAAGAAGACUGGAAAUACGUGGCUAUGGUUCUGGAUCGUUUGUUUUUGUGGAUAUUCACAUUGGCGGUACUGGUAGGUACUGCGGGCAUAAUUCUUCAAGCGCCUACGUUGUACGAUGAUCGUCGGCCUAUCGAUAUCCGUUUGUCCGAAAUAGCCUCCACUACUGCAAAGCCUCAUCUCGCUAUUUCGUUAUAAUUUUCCGUAUAUUUUUUUAUGAACGUUCGGAUGUUUAAUUAAAUUAAAACAUAUCUAGAGAUAAAUAUUUUGGUUUUUAUGAAACAUUGAAUUAUGGUCGGGCAAUGAAAUUGUUCAUAAUUCAAUUAAAAAAAAAACGGUAGGAUUUUAGAAGUUUUCGAGUCAUAAAAUUUAAUGUAAUACCUAUUUACCUAUUGCAACAAACUGGUUACAUUUUAAUCGAAUAAUCUAUAAGCAACACACAUUCGUUAUCUAUCGAGUAGACGUAGAAAUGUAUCAACAGGGCCUAUUUUUAGUUUUUAUAGUUUUUGUAUACGCGAAUAGUCAAAAAGGCUUUUGUUGUUGAUGAAUGUCCAUUUUAGAAAAUUAUUUUAAAUCUGGUUAAGGAUCGCUCUUUUAUAUAAUUUUGUUAUUUUUUAAGAGACGAGAAAAUUUAUAUUUUUAAUAAAAACGAGCACCGAAAAAUAUUAAAAAAAGCAUAAUCAAUAACGAAACUACAGAACAUAGAAAAGUUCAAAAAUUUUAAAACUGUUAUACUGUUAGACGAAAAAUCGGGAUCAACUGUAUGUAAUCUCUAUUUCUAUAGUCUGUAGAUAAAAAAUAUAUAUAAUAAGACAUACGAUAAAAGAUUAUCUAAUUUUAAGCAUUGAAUAUUAUAAUAUUGUUUUUAAAACAGUUAUUGCUUAGUCAAUAUUAAAAUAAAAUGCGAUUUAUAAGAAAGUCAUUAUCGAAAUUACUAAAAGUCGGCAUAUGGAAUAUGAAUAUACCAAUUUUUCCAGUAAUUUCUUUAAUAUAUUAACUUGCCUUGACAUAAAAUAACCUUUUUAUAAAAAAUGAAAUCUCGGCUUCGAAACUAUGAAAAAAUAUUUUCGUAUAGAUUUGUAUUAAGUAUUUAAUUCAGGGUGUUUUCGCUUAUAUCACGUAGGAAUUAAUACUUGCGAAUUUUCUCAGAAAAAAACGAUUACCUACUAUACGUUCUAAAACUCCUGGAUUAUCAAAUGGAACUGAAUAAUUGUUCAAAACCAUAGAAUUUAAAUGUGUGUAGAGAUUUUAAGCAUUAAAUUUUUGUUUUUUUAGGUGUCAA